CCUCAGAGGCAGUUCGAGCAGAGGGAGGAAGCCACCUUCUCUCGACGGCAGGGUCCGUUUUGUCUGCCCAUCUUGAUCAAAGGGAACAGGCGCUUGGUUUCUUCCGGGAUCGCCGCGGGCCCCGGGGCUCGGGGAGCCCCGAAGAUGGAGCCCCAGGCUGCCCGGCGCAUUCUUCUCUCCAGCGGGGGCCUCGGACUCCGGCACCGCGGCCCAGGGCCGAGCGGGGCCAGGGCGCACGCGGGCCGGACGGAUGCAGUGCCCGUGAACUUGAGGCCUGGUAAACUGACCGCAGCUCACAGGUUGUCUGCCGCGCGGCCCGAGGGGCCGGGAGCCGAGCCGGAGGCGGCGGGCCGAGGAAACGCGCUAGCAGAGAGCCAGCUCGCCGGGGUCCGCGACGGACACGUGGCCCGACGGGCGGCCGCUGCCCGCUGCUCCGAACCCGCCGCUGCGGCUCGCGUCCCGGCCGCCUCUCAGGGCGGCAGGUCCACCCGGCCCCCGGGUGGCCGCGUCGCAUCGGAGGUCCGCCCCCUGCCCUGCAGGCUCCCGCGGCGGCUGCCCAGCCUCUGCUUUCGUUUUCUCCUGCCCUUUCGCAGUUCCAUUUUUUCGAGAAACAGACGGGUGCGUUCCCCUUUCCGUUCCCGAAAUGAUUCUUCUAAGGUGAAUGGCUCAAAAUGGAGCUUUCUUCUCGUGGUCCCUGGGAGACUCUGCAGGAGUGAAUCUCCGGGCUGUUUCCAGCCAGACGCGCGCCUUGGGCUCUCGUGGGAUCACAAACCUGCAAUCUAACAGAGGCUUCCGAGGUCAGGGCCACAGGAAAUGUGCGAUAAACCCUCACGUCUCGAAGAUAAAUACGGAGAACUGUAUUAGUAGCAAAAUUACAGUCUUUUUCUCUCAUCCCAAAUAAAAAAUCAUUGUAAAUUAAGGAAGUGUUCUGCGUGUAUCAGUUUUAUGCGCUGUAGUAUUCUGCCCCUCCAGACAUAGAUUUCCAUGUCUAGAGAGCCAGCUCCUAGG
This is a messenger RNA of Mustela erminea (ermine), 1008 nucleotides long. RefSeq lists its product as uncharacterized. NCBI's taxonomy places the organism in Eukaryota, Metazoa, Chordata, Mammalia, Carnivora, Mustelidae. Bases 145 to 783 code for a protein of 212 amino acids. The transcript is spliced from 2 exons. The record is from RefSeq and is a predicted model, not a curated record.